Messenger RNA from Lachnellula hyalina, 1494 nucleotides. Its product is annotated as Flavin-containing monooxygenase. The record is from RefSeq and is a predicted model, not a curated record. Gene Ontology annotation, molecular function: N,N-dimethylaniline monooxygenase activity; NADP binding; flavin adenine dinucleotide binding. Lineage: Eukaryota; Fungi; Ascomycota; Leotiomycetes; Helotiales; Lachnaceae. The transcript is spliced from 4 exons. Bases 1 to 1494 code for a protein of 497 amino acids.
AUGGCUAUUAAGCUACCUCGCGUAGCUAUAAUUGGCGCCGGCCUGAGUGGUGUUGUCUCUGCAAAACAUCUCAAGUAUUCCGGUGCGGAGGUUGUAGUUUACGAAAGGUCCAGCAAAAGUGGAGGGAACUGGGUUUACGAUGACCGAAAAGCACCCGAGCCCAUAUACCCAUCACUUGAUCCAUCGCGAGCAGAAUUGGCCUCUAUAGAUUCAGAAGCAACAUCAAAUGGGGAGCAGAAACAAUUUUCUUUGAAUGGCGACCACGAGAACAGUCCGAAGUUUGAUAAAAUCGAAUUGGCGUAUGCGCCUCCAGGCCCCGCAUAUGACGGGCUUACAACCAAUGUCCCAACCAACUUACAAGAAUUGAAAGGCUACCCAUGGCCAGAAGGGAAUGAGCAAUUCGUUAAUGUAAGAGUUUGCGGGGAGUAUAUUCAAUCAUAUUCUCGCGAAUUCGGCAUCGAGCAAGUAACCAAGUAUGAUACACGAGUUGAAAAGGUCGAGAAGAGGGGAGACAAAUGGAGAGUUUUAUCCACUACUUUGCUCCUUGAGGGACCUAAUAAGGGAGAUAUAACGAGUAAUAGUGAUGAAUUUGACCGAGUCGUUGUGGCGAACGGUCAUUAUCAUGCGAGCAAGGUCCCAGAUACCCCGGGUUUGAAAGAUUGGAAAUACACAUGGCCAGAUAGGGUUCAGCAUUCGAAAUCAUAUAGGACACCUGAUGAAUUUAAAGAUCAGAAUAUUCUUCUGAUAGGCGCCGGCGUUUCCUCAACCGAUAUUGCACGAGAACUGUCCCGGGUCGCUAAUAAGAUAUACCAAUCUUCCAGAGGCGGUCCAUAUGACCUACCCAUCGAGCUCUUGCCAGCAGUAGCAUCCAGAGUAGCCGAAGUCGCCCAUUUUGAACGCCCCACGAAAGACCAAAUCAAGCCGGGAUAUGUUACCCUCAAAGACGGCCAGAUUCUAACAGACAUCGAUAGGGUCAUCGUUUGCACAGGAUACCACUUUUCCCUGCCGUUCCUUCGAAGCUUCCACAGUGAUUCGACGGCAGUGGACAAGGCAAACGAUACAGUUCUUGUCACGGACGGAACCCAGAUGCACAAUCUCCACAAGGACCUCUUCUACAUCCCGGACCCCACAAUUGCAUUUGUAGGGGUCCCUUUCUACACGGCGACGUUUAGCUUCUUUGAGUUCCAAGCCAUUGCUGUGGCGGCAGUGUUUUCUGGCCGAGCUUCGUUGCCUACGGAAGACGAGAUGCGGACAGCAUACCGAGAGAGAGUGCAGAGGAAAGGAUCGGGGAGAGCGUUUCAUGAUAUGAAGGGCGAAGAAGCGGCAUAUGUGAAAGACUUGGUGGAGUGGGUCAACUCAGAUGCACAAUUGAUAGAUGGCCGCAAGGUUGUGGGACAUUCAAAAGAGUGGUUGGAACAGAGGGAGGUACUUCGGGAGACAUUUCUGAAGUUCCUUGCUGCGAAAGAGAGCCGAGAAAGAGAGAAGAAUCUUUGA